UUUUUGGACGUCGGCCACGUCUGCGCAUUGUGUCCCCUUGAGCUGUAGAUAUAUCUGUACAUGAAAAAAAAAAAGAUAAUAAUAAAUAACUAUUGAAUCUGAUUGCCAUGAUAGAUUGAGACAGAUUGUAGCGUGCAAUCUUAUGGAUAAUUGGUUUCACAAUAUAUCGUGAAAAAAAUAAAAAAUAUAGUGCAUAUUGUUUAUAACUGUAUACACAGUAGAAUAGAAGUGAGAAAAACACGAUUAAAUCGAAGAAAACUAUAUUGAAUUUUCAGAUCACGCAUUGUUAUAAUUUUAAAGUCCCACAGGGGGCGUCUUUUAAAAAACUGUAUCAUUGUAACCUAAUUGCAAGAAUGCAAGUUCGCCGUAUGUAGCAAUUAUAUAGCUACUGUCAGAAAUCUAAACUUGUUCCAUAUGUAUGAAUAAUAAUCGCUAUUCUUUCAAGCAAGAAUGAAGAUGUAAACUAUAAAAUAGUAUAACUUUUUGGAGCUCCUUAGUACUUAAAAUGCAAUAUGAAAAAACGUAGUUAUUUACGCUUGAUUUCUACUAUUAAAAAAUAACCCAUAUGUUAGAAGAUGUUGAUAGUAUAUAUAAGCUUGCUCACUUUACAAUGUGUGUCAUUAGUUACGGGGGUGCCUCAAAGGUACGAAAAAAAAGACCUUCUGAAGUAUCGUGAAGAAACUCGUGCAAUGUUUGAUCAUGCAUAUUCUAGUUACUUGAAAUACGCUUAUCCUUACGAUGAGCUGCGCUCCUUGAGCUGUGAUGGUUUUGAUACAUGGGGUAGUUUUUCGCUGACCCUAAUAGAUGCUUUAGAUACAUUAGCUGUAAUGGGAAAUUUCACUGAAUUUCGCAGAGUUGCAGAAAUUAUUGCUUCAAGAUCUGAUUUUGAGGCUAACAUCAAUGUGUCUGUGUUUGAAACUAAUAUCAGAGUUGUUGGUGGUUUAUUGAGUGCACAUUUACUCUCAAGAAAAGCUGGCAUGAAACUAGAGCCAGGGUGGCCAUGUAAUGGUCCAUUGUUACGACUUGCCGAAGAUAUGGCCAAAAGAUUAAUUGUUGCAUUUGACACUCCUACUGGGAUGCCCUAUGGCACAGUCAAUUUGAAAUAUGGAGUUCCCCAAGGAGAAACCAGCAUUACAUGUACCGCAGGAAUUGGAACAUUUAUAUUGGAAUUCGGUACUUUAUCAAGAUUAACUGGUGACCCAUUGUACGAAGAAGUGGCAAUGAAUGCCAUGAAAGCACUACACUAUUAUAAGUCUAAUAUUGGCUUAGUUGGAAAUCAUGUUGAUGUUUUAACUGGUCAUUGGACAGCUCAAGACUCUGGUAUAGGUGCUGGGGUUGACUCGUACUUCGAAUAUUUAGCAAAAGGAACACUACUCUUUCAGGAUCCUUCUUUAGCUGUUAUUUUUCAUGAGCAUAGAGCAGCUAUUGAAAAGUAUAUUCGUCGAGAAGACUGGCAUCUUUGGGUAUCUAUGACCAAAGGUCAAGUGACAUUACCAGUAUUUCAAUCUCUUGAUGCAUACUGGCCUGGAGUUUUGAGUCUCUUUGGAGAAAUUGGUGAUGCUAUGAAAUCACUUCAUAAUUAUCAUAGAGUUUGGAAACAGUUUGGAUUCACUCCAGAAUUUUAUAAUAUUCCACAAGGCGAAGCAGGAACUAAUAGGGAAGGAUAUCCACUUCGGCCUGAAUUGAUAGAAUCUGUUAUGUAUCUUUAUAGAGCAACUGGUGACCCAUAUUUGAUUCAAGUUGGUGUUGAUGUUUUGAGAAGUUUACAACAUAGUGCUAAAACUACCUGUGGAUAUGCUACUAUAAAUGAUGUUAGAGAUCAUCGUAAAGCAGAUAGGAUGGAAUCUUUUUUCCUUGCUGAAACAACAAAAUACCUCUAUUUAUUGUUUGAUCCUGAUAAUUUUAUUCAUAAUGCAGGCAAACAUGGCGAUGUUGUCCAAACACCAUGGGGCCAGUGUGUUGUUGAUGCUGGUGGCUAUAUUUUUAACACAGAAGCUCACCCAAUUGAUCCUGGUGCAUUGCAUUGCUGUCAACGUCCACACAACCUAUUUCCUCAAAAGAAGUCUAAAAUGCAUAAAUUUGUUAUCAUGAAUGACAGAAAAAAUGAAGAUCCGACCAAUGUAAAAUUUUUUGAAGACGAUGCUAAUAAAAGAGAAGAAAGCAAUCGAACUAUGAAAAUCGAAAAGCUCUCUGAUAUCAAAAGAGUUGCAUUAAGUGAUAUUAAUAAUAAUACAAAGUCAGAUAAUAUUACUGAACCUGAAGUAAUUUCUGUUAAGAAAGAGGCUGACACCCUUGAAACAAAUGGAUCUGAAGAUUCAAGUAACUAUAAGGUUCGAGUAAUAGCGCCUCCAAGUGCAAUUUAUAAAGCUGAUGAUAGUGAAAAUGUAGAAACACUUGUAACUGCAUCAAGAGCAAGUGGAGACUUUCCGCCAACUAAUGACGAUACAUCGAAUAAAAGUGAAUCAAUAAAAUUUGAAGAAACUACCUCAGAAAGAAAGAUUUACUUUGACCCACAAAUAAUGCUAGAAAGGAUAAGGAAAAAUAAUUUAUAUCCAUCUAAUACCACAGCAAAAGAAGAUUUCCAAUUACUGAGUUGUCAAUCACAACCUUUUCUACAACGUAUAUCUAUUGUGGGAGAAUUUUUCUGAUUUGCAUAUUAUUUGCCAAAAACCUGAAUUGUUAUACAAUACAUUAACUUUUUUCUGAAAUCAUUUGAGAAGUACAAAAAUGUUUGAUAUGAAUUUAUCUAAAAUUUGAAACUCAAGAGUAAGACUAGUCAGUUGCAAUUUUUUAGUAUAAGUGCACUGAUGAAAUUAAACAUUCUUUUUAUUUAUAUACUUAUAUCUAUUCCUUAUACUUUGUGCAUUUACUAUGUAUUUUACUUUAUGAUGAAAAAUGUGAUUGAGCCUAUUUAAACUAUUAAUAAUUAGGGAAUAGAUAUAAAAGUAGGAAACAUUAAGAUUUUUCUUGCCACUUUACAAUAGAGAAACAAACAUUGGCAUAUUGUAAACUGUGCAGGGAUAGCUUUUAUACUGGAAUCUAUACACAUAAUGAACUUAUGACGAGUUUUUGUAAUGAAAACAUUCAAAACUAUCGACCAUUUAUAACGAAUCGCACGAUUUAAAAAGUAUAAUUUUGACUAUUAAAGUAUGCUAAGAAAUGUGUGUAUAGAAAUGCAUGAAUUUCAAGUCCACAUUAUACACAUUAUAACACCUGAUUUAAUUGUGAAAUUUGAGUAAAUAGUUUGAACUUAUUGUGCUGUAUAUCAUUACAGUAAGUUCAAUUAAUCUACUUGUACGAUUGUGUAUAAUUGUAUACUGCAGUGACACGCUGUACCUAUUUUUGGAAACAUAUCUGGGAAUGGUAUUUUUCUGUUUCAAUGUUGACUGACAUUGUUGUACAGUUUUAGAAAUAAAGUGUUAUUGUUACAACUGCAA
This is a messenger RNA of Nasonia vitripennis (jewel wasp), 3437 nucleotides long. RefSeq names its product ER degradation-enhancing alpha-mannosidase-like protein 2 (gene Edem1). The transcript has 4 exons. Gene Ontology annotation, molecular function: mannosyl-oligosaccharide 1,2-alpha-mannosidase activity; calcium ion binding. Gene Ontology annotation, biological process: carbohydrate metabolic process; mannose trimming involved in glycoprotein ERAD pathway; endoplasmic reticulum mannose trimming. Lineage: Eukaryota; Metazoa; Arthropoda; Insecta; Hymenoptera; Pteromalidae. The record is from RefSeq and is a predicted model, not a curated record. Gene Ontology annotation, cellular component: membrane; endoplasmic reticulum. The coding region runs from base 576 to 2648 and encodes 690 amino acids.